Chaetomium globosum CBS 148.51 is the source of this 2517-nucleotide messenger RNA. RefSeq lists its product as uncharacterized. The record is from RefSeq and is a predicted model, not a curated record. The coding region runs from base 1 to 2517 and encodes 838 amino acids. The transcript is spliced from 4 exons. NCBI's taxonomy places the organism in Eukaryota, Fungi, Ascomycota, Sordariomycetes, Sordariales, Chaetomiaceae.
AUGAACCAAAGACAGUCUCAGCCCUCGACCCCGUCGGGUUCGCGGACGCGCCCUGCUUCUCGCUCCCCCUCCGUUGCCUCGCUCUCCGAAGUCGACGACGGGGCCGCGAUGAGCGACUCGCCGCCCAACUCACGCGAGUACCUGUGGCGCGCGGGGCCGCCCUCGACGCCAGCGACCCCGACUCGCGCUCCCCGACCCAACACCAACACCACCACCACCGCCGCCGACAGCCCCCAGCCGCCCCCCCUUCCCAACCGAGUCAUCACCACCCCCGCCAACCCGGCCAUCGCGUCCGCCCUCCCCGCCGACGCCCGCCCUCCGUCUCCCGCUCUCGGUCCCUCCCGCCGCACCCGGCGGAUCCUCUUCCCGCGCGCCCCCAGCAACGGGCUGCGCACGCGGCCGUUCUCCUCUGUGGGCGGCGGGACCCCCGGUGAUAGCAACGCCGCCUCCACAUCAUCCAACAAUUCGCCUGCGUCCUCGGCGCGCUCGGCGGUUUCUUCGCGGGCGCUUGGUGUGCGGACGCCGCGCCGUCGGGAGAGUCCCGGGGGGUUGCCCUCAUGGUGGCUAGUGGGGUCGGUGCCGUUCAGGCAGGAGAUCGUGGUCACUGCGCGGAGUGUGGCGGGCGAUGGUCACGCUCCCUUGAGAACCCGCGGCGAGCGGGGGGACGGGGCCUCGGUGGGCGACGGGGUUGGCACUUCUGGCGGGCUGGACGACUUUGUCCAGUUUACCAACCCCGUGCCCGAGAGCCCCUUCGUGCUGGGAGGCCUGGCGGCUUCAUCCCCCGCCAGCCGUUCCGUCGCCAACCCCGUGGCUGCUCCCGCAGCCGGCCAGGCCGGGUCGGCCUUGGUCGGCUCGGAGGGCCCUUCAGCCCGUUACCUUCGGGAGGACAGCAAUGUUCAGACCGACGGUAGCGGUGCUGUUGCGGCCCAUGGCCAGCUGGCAUGGGGUGGCCACGGCGGGGCGGAAUGGUUGACUCGGGAUGAAGUCAGCCAGGAGGAAGGGGAGGAAACUCCCUACCCUAAUCCCGAGCGGCUUCCGCGUGGUCCCGCCAACCACGCUCCCACCACCACCCGCGCGGUCCCUCCUCUGCCCUCCCCAAACGCCGGCACUGGUAUUCAUCCCACCAGUGCCACCACCCAUCCCGCCCACUCCUUCCCGCGGUUCGAAAUGCCACCAACCGGUAUUUCGACCGACUCUGGCGACCGGACGGACUCGGCCACUGGUUCUUCCAACCCGAGAACCAGUGCCCAGACCGCCUCCGGUUCUGCCGCAGUGUUGAGUGACGCGUUGAUCGACCCUGCGUUACUCGACCCUGCUUUAUUCGCAACCAUCGCCGCUCCUCCGCAACAACCACAACAACAGCAACAACUCACUCUUGGGACGGAUCAACCCAUCAAUCAAGAUUCCGCCCCGAGUAGCAGCGAGACAAUGGAGCCGAGCGCGAAUCACGAAUCGACCGGGAACGGUCAAUUUUACACCUACUAUUUGGCGCAGAACGGGGUCGGCAAUUCCGCGACCCACGGAGCGGGCACCUCCCACGCGACGGCGAACGGAUCGCAGGCCAUUGUGGGCAACAUGCAGCCCACUUCCAAUGGAAUGUACAACCCUGCGAAUGGGUUGUUUAUCGGGAGUGCACAAAUCCACCUAAACUCCUAUACCAACGACCCUCAUUUCGGACUCGAUAAUCUUGCCAAAAAUGACAAUCUGAGCACCAUCGCUCAGAUGGGCUCCAACCCCCGGAGCGAGCCGACCUCUGGUGGUUACGAAAGCUUUGGUGACAAAGGGCAGGAUAACGACCUCGAGUGUGGAGAGGUCGACCAGAGCAACAACAGCAGCGGUGAUGAAGAUAACGACGAGGAUGACGAGCCCACGCCGCACCUCCCCGACAUCCACCCAGCUCUGAUCUACGAUCCCUUGUACAAUCCGGCCGCCACCUAUUGGACUCCCCUCCCCAGGGCUCGCACUAUGAACGAAUACGUCCCGCCCGCGCAGCAGCCGCAACGCAUCAAUAUGUACGACCCGCCUCUCCCAGCCUUCGACACGGACCCGUCCCUCCCCUUUGCACCGUGGCGCGUCAACCAGCUCCCGCCGUUCGCCCCCGAGCCCAUCAACCGCGUGAUAACCAUCUCGGCGCGCCACCUCGCCGCCGUCGGCCGUCUUUACCCCGACGCCACCUUCCUCAUCUCGCGCUACCCGGCCUCCACCAACUACACGACCCGCAUCAAAGGCACCGCCCUCGCCACAUCCGCAGCCCUCCACUUCCCCAUGUACACCGACCCCGCCCACUCCCGCAACGCGGCCCGCGGCGAUCCCGACGACGUCGACGACGAUGCCAAUCCCAACAACAACAACAACAACAACAACAACUCCCCCUCCCCCUCCCCCGACAACGAGGACGACGGCCCCGUGUACAUCGCCUCUCCUCCUUCAGCGCGACUGGCCCAUCGGCGGCGUAGCCUUCCUCCCGUACACGGCGCUCUCGCGCGCCUUCCUCGCGAACCUGCAGGAGACCUUUGA